Molecule: messenger RNA, 1568 nt
Organism: Paralichthys olivaceus (Japanese flounder)
Lineage: Eukaryota; Metazoa; Chordata; Actinopteri; Pleuronectiformes; Paralichthyidae
Gene: c2h3orf18
Product: chromosome 2 C3orf18 homolog
Source: RefSeq, a predicted model, not a curated record
UUGCCGCACUGAGCUCUGCUUGCAGCAUCCCUGCAGCAGCCUCUGUGCUGUGAAAUACAAGAAAGGGCAGGACGGGGGUAAUAGAUCCUUGGAGGCCAGUGGAGAACAGAAAGGGGAUCUCGUGGAGCCUGCUGGGGUAGGGUUACUUCAGUGUGUGGAGUUCAUCUUUGGAGAAAAUGGCUGUUUUGUCAAUGUAAACAGCCUGUGCAGGACCUGCAUUGCUAAAGGGGGGGAAGCAGAAGAGGAAGAGGAGGAGGGGCAGACACUGAAGGAAAUGCUGCCUCUUCCAAUGAACAUUUUCUCCUCUUGCUGGCCCCAGCCUGCUGCAGCUCACCUCUGAACCUUAUGCAUGAUACACGUUAAGUUCACCGAUGGCUCAGCAGACCCCAGACCAGAGGGAGGACGUCUACAUUGACCAUGAGACACUCUAGAGACUAAGCGACAUCACAACUUCCAUAUAAGUACACCGCGCUGUGAAAACCGUAACACUUGAACAUGGCUUUAACCGCAGCUAAGACAACUACGAGCUUUUUCUCCACAUCUGCCAAGACCACCACAAUCCCCUUCCUCUCAAUGGGCACGAGCGCCAAAGACAAUAUCACCUCCAGAACUACGUUAAUGACUCUUACUAUAACGACAAACGAGACCAGCUUCAAUGCCACCACGUUUCCAGAGGUGGUGAUUGAGGGCUCGGGAAUGGGAAUGGUUCUUGUGCCCUUUGGCAUCAUCACUGUCAUUGGCUUAGCAGUGGCAAUAUUGCUGUAUAUCCGUAAAAGGAAGCGGCUGGAGAAGCUGAGGCACCAGCUCAUGCCCAUGUACAACUUUGAUCCUGCUGAGGAACAAGAUGAUCUGCUGGAACAAGAGCUACUGGACCACGGGCGGGAAGGCAGCCUCACAGGUCCCAACGCCAAGUUUUGACGAAGGCGUAACGGUAAAAGACAAACAUGACUCUCACAACCUCCCAGGGGACCACGCAGAGGCCCAGUCGUCUGGUUUUCACAGAUGUAGCCAAAGCUCUCAACGCUUGACAGCUCUCUUCCAUUAGUUUGUUUCAGUGUUUUCGGGGCCCACUGCCGGCCUCAUUGAAAUACAGACUGUCGCUCAGGAGGGAAAACAGAGGGAAAUACUGGACUGUUUUUAUGGGAACAACUGGAGCUUUGGGGAACAUUUUUAAUCACUAUGACUUUGUAUGUGAAAUGGUGAAGGGGUUUCCAGUUGAUUGAAAAGAGAGCAGAUAAUGUCGGGUGCAUGUAUGUAUGUAAGGCAGCGUAAAAGGGAAGCAUCACAUGUGAUCUUGCACUGUUUCCAUUUGGCACACAAACGCAGUGUGAUGCACUUUUCCUAAAUUCUUGUUGUGUCACUGUUGUUGAAAUGUUUGGUAGCUCGUCAGUGAAGUUCUUCAGAGCUUCGAUAUCUUUUUCCAUGUUUGAUGUGAGAGGAGUGUAUAUUUGUGCUAUUCUGAUUUCGUGGUCUUACAUCUCUGACAAGCUUGAACGCUAGUUGUGUCACCAUCCCCUGAGUGAACUGCCCCUCUCCAUUUUGUUUCAUCUUUAAUGAGCAAUGAAGGA